AAGAGCAACUUGACACUGAGUCUUAUUUUGGUCGUUUCUCUUCCUGGCAAUCUGUCCAGCAGGGGGGCAACGUGUCUAACUUUGCCUGCAUAUUUAGAAAUGUUACUUUUAGUCAGCUGCUUAAUGUACUGAGCUCCCGUGAAACCUACAGUAAUCCCAACAGACAGAAACUUUGGUUCAAAACGCUUUGCUGGUGAAAUGGGUGUUGCUGACUGAAGUAGGGAACGAUCGUCCCGGAUCACGUCCUGCCAUUGCGUCGCCAAGAGUCCGGAGGCUGAGGUUUGUGUGGACAUUUCUGGGAAAGACUCCAAAGCGCACUUUUGUUACGAAGAACCUGGGAAGAAGCAACGGCCGCGCUGUACACUUUUUUAUUUCUUUUCUUUUUUUUUUUUUUUUUUGCAUUUUGUCAGAAGUUCAUCUUUCCUGCGCCCAGAUCAUCUCAUAGUUUGUUGGAAAUAAACAAUGUCCAAGGAUUAUGUAGAUAGUUUAAGUUAUUAGGGUGAGUGUACUUUGGAGAUGUUACGUGGUCCACAACUUUUCGCCGAAAUACUUUAUUCAUUUUCUCUGGGAGCUGAGGAAUUACUUUAAGUAUUUUGGAUGAUCUAUACUGCUGAUCCUCUGGGAUUAUACUUGAAAACUUCUGGAUGUAAACCGACUUUCGCACUAAAUUCCAAGCUCUUCUUCUUUUAUUCGCACUGUCUGCCAAAUAAAGAGCAAAUGAAGUGGAUUUCCACGGCAGGAGGUAUGCUCUGAAAGAGAUCACUGGCAGACUGUUAUGUGCCGAUCCUGCACACUGUAUGUCUUCAUCUGGAAUUAAUUGAUUAACAAUCUCAAAUGCACUAAAGACGCGUGGUGAUCGCGGCUCCGCCACUGGAUCUGUAUCUUUCCCUCAGUGAGUGUGUACUUCAUCUGACAUCUCGCCACAAUGCGGGGGGCCUUUGUACUCUGUUCAUGUCUUAUAUAUCUGUUAACCUGGACAGGUGAAGCCGAUAAACAGACUCACCUCAAGCGGGUGCAGUUGCAGAGACGCGCAAGAUUUGGGCGUUUCCAUUUGUACUCAAAGGACAAAGAGCGCAUCGUCGGCCGUGUGCGCCCUGGGUUUGGUUCGGCAAUAUCGGUGCAUAGCUCCAAGAACGGGGGAGAUGUACAGGCUGACGAGAGUGUUCCAGUUUCCACUAGGACUGGGGCCGUGCAGGGCAAGAGAGCAGAUCAAGGUCUAGCGACAAGGAGAGGGGUGGCAGGACAGAUUGGAUUGCCCCGUCAGCCGGACACGAUGCAAGAUGAGGGCACCCCAGGAGCGAGAGCUAGGGUUAUCCGGAUGCCCAGCGGCGCUGGAUCACCAAACCUGUUGGCUAGUUUCGCAGGGAAGAACCGCGUCCUGGUCAUCUCUGCGCCUCAUGAUUCAGAUGGCUAUUAUCGAUUGAUGAUGUCUCUUCUAAAACCGGAUGUGUACUGCGAGCUCGCUGAGCGACAUGUCCACCAGAUUGUCAUGUUUCAUCAGGAGGGUGAGAUGGGGGGCAAGGUGAGGAGGAUCACCGCAGAGGGCAAGGUGUUGGAGGAGCCGCUGGACACAGCGCUCAUUCCCAGACUUAUGAGCUUCCUCAAACUGGAGAAAGGUAAGUUUGGGAUGGUGCUGCUGAAGAAGACCCUGCAGGUGGAGGAGAGGUACCCCUACCCUGUGAGGAUGGAGGCCAUGUACGAGGUGAUUGACCAGUCACCCAUGAGGAAGUUGGAGAAGCUCAGACAGAAAGGCUUCGUCCAGAAGUGUAGAGGAGCCGGUGUCGAGGGCCAGGUGGAGGAGGGCACACUUACAGUAGAUACACCAGCAGAAAGAAAACCAGGGAAAAAGAUUCAGAGAAAGCCCACGACAACAGCCACGACUGCCACAACCACAUCAACGACACGACCAACUACAACAACUACUGCCACCACCACAACAACUACGACCCAGCCCACCACUACCAGCACCACAACCAGAGCAACAACAACCACAACUAAAGCAACAACAACAACAACCAAAUCCACCACUACCACCACCAGAAGAACCACCACAAAACGACCCACCACUACCACUACCACUACCCAGAGACCAACCAGAGCUCACACCUCAGCCCUGUGGCUCCCAGCUCCCAGAACCACUGUUGAUCCUUACUACUACAACCGCAGAGAGAAGUACCUGGCUAAAACCACACCAGCUGGAGACAAUCACACUGACAAGGAAAACAGAGAUCCACACAGCCGCAAGCUGGUACCUGCCACCCAUAAACCCUCCAGGAUCAAGCCCAGCAGGAAGAAGAAUGGAGGGGAGAAGGUGCUAACUAAUGAAUACGAGGACAAGUAUGAACCUAGCAAGCCGACAGAGGAGACAGAAACCUUCACAGACAUCAGUCCCACCAAGAAGGUCAAGGGCAAGCACGAUAAGCUUGACAAGAAGAAGAAAAAGAAUGACAAGGCUGGCAAGAAAGAAGAGAGGAGAGGAAAGGCGGGGAAAGAGGGAAAGGUCAACGGAAAGAAAAAUGGAAAGAAGUUGUUAAAGUUCCCUGAAAAAGAGGACUACCCUAAGCCCACUAAGAAGCCCACGCCCACUCCGAAGGGGUCUCUGGCUUUCUUCCUGGACUACUUUGAGAACAGGAGGCGGCUGCUGCUGAUUACAUCCCCCAGCGAGGAGAACAGUAUGUAUGUGCAGCAGAGGGAUGAGUACUUGGAGUCUGUGUGUGAAAUGGCCAUCAGGAAAGUUUCCAUCAUCACCAUCUUUGGUUCCCUGACCAACUCAACCAUGAAAAUUGAUCAUUACCAGCUGGAAAAUGACAAGCCUAUGAAGGGUCUUCGUCAAGAGGAUCUGGUGAACCAGGAUCUCAUCACAGAGCUGAGGAAAGAGUUUAGCAUGACAUAUGAUGACUUCUACAUGGUCCUCACCGACACUGACAUCAGAGUUAAGCAAACCUAUGAGGUUCCCAUCGCCAUGAAGGCUGUAUUUGACUACAUCGACACCUUUUCCUCCCGCAUCCGAGAGAUGGAACAGCAAAAGAGAGAUGGGGUUGUCUGUAAGAAAGAGGAUAAGCCCAGAUCGUUGGAGAACUUCCUCUCCAGGUUCCGCUGGAGGCGCCGCCUAUUCAUUAUCUCCACCCCAACCGAUGAGGAGUGGGCCUAUCAGCAGCAGCUGUAUUCCCUAACAAGCCAGGCUUGCAACCUUGGUCUGAGGCACAUCGCCAUUCUGAAGUUGGUCGGCACAGAGCCACCAGAUAUUGGUGGAGUCUUGGAACUCUAUCCUAUUAAUGGAAGUGCUACCGUGGAGCGUGAAGGCCUGUCAGGCACCCUGGUGAAGGACAUGAGGAACUACUUCCAGAUCAGCCCAGAAUACUUCUCCAUGCUGCUGGUUGGGAAGGACGGAAACGUUAAGUCCUGGUACCCUUCACCCAUGUGGUCCAUGGCUAUUAUCUAUGACCUGGUAGACUCUAUGCAGCUACGCAGACAGGAGAUGGCCAUCCAGCAGUCACUGGGUAUGCGAUGCCCUGAGGACGAGUAUGGUGGCUAUGGCUACCAUCAGCAUGGAUAUGAACACGGUUACCAGGAUGGCUAUCAUCAGGGCUAUGGUUACUAAUUUCUUGCUCUGCCAUGCAACUGGUGCUUGGCACUAUUGACCUGUUUCAUUUUUCACCCAUAACCCUUUUAUAACCUUUCCUACCCAUCUUCCACCGAGCAGUUGCCUCAGGUCGAGUGAGAUCCCUUAAUGUUUUGUAGCACUUACAAGGGGGCUUUAACCAGAGUCAGUUAGUCAGAGUGUGAUGUGUAGAUCAGGGAUCAGGGAUCUGCUGUGUUUAGUUUUGUUUCUGACUUCAAAUAAGGAGUCUUUUGCAUUAUAUUAUCUUCCCCCUUCACUUGCAUUCCAGGUCAGAUUUACAUAUUCGUGUUAUCAGUACAGACCUUUAUUUUGUAGAUAAUGGUCUAAAAUAAGACGUAUGUAUUUAUUGGACAUCUGUUGGUACAUUAUUUCUCUUUUGUAAAGUUUCUGUUGCUACACAAUGUUCUUAUUUAUACUACACUGCUAUAUGACAAAUGAUCAUUUGUUUAAUAGGAGUAGUGGUCCCUGAAUUGCUUGCUUUGCACAGUAUAUUAACAUUCACCAGUUUGUUUCCAGACUCUCUUAUUUGAAGCUACAUCUCCUCCUAGUGGUCUAAUAAGAUGAUUAGAAGGGAAAUUGCUUGACAGUAUAUUUUAUUGGCCAUUUAACAACAAAACUAACCCAAUCAUAUAUUCAGAAAAACAUGUGCUGUACUUCAGACAAUGAAAAGUAAAAGAGAUGGUUUUUAACCAACAAUAGUGAUAAACAUGUAGGGCUAGCCAAUAAUUGUUGAAAUCCAUUGAGCUUAGUAUUCCUCCACGAUUUGCAAACAUAAAUUUAUCUUAAAUGUGCAUUCCAUUAUGAACAGGACAUCUAGAAUCUUUCAUUUGAUGCAAUGAUGCAACUGAUUUGGGGUACUGAUAUUGUACUUAACGUUUUAAUAUAAAGUGAUAAUACAAUGAG
This is a messenger RNA of Scatophagus argus, 4525 nucleotides long. RefSeq names its product coiled-coil domain containing 80 (gene ccdc80). Bases 926 to 3601 code for a protein of 891 amino acids. The transcript has 10 exons. NCBI's taxonomy places the organism in Eukaryota, Metazoa, Chordata, Actinopteri, Scatophagidae. The record is from RefSeq and is a predicted model, not a curated record.